This is a messenger RNA of Peniophora sp. CBMAI 1063, 414 nucleotides long. NCBI's taxonomy places the organism in Eukaryota, Fungi, Basidiomycota, Agaricomycetes, Russulales, Peniophoraceae. The record is from the annotation of a GenBank genome assembly.
AUGAUCGUUAAGAUGUUCAGUGCUCUCCCUCUUGUCUUUGUCGCUCUUGCGGCGUCCACCGCUUUCGCUGCUCCUGCUGAAGAGAGCGUCCGCCGUCAAGACGCCGGCCAACCCAUUACUGGCGGAUUCGCGACGUACUACUUUCCGAGUGGUGUCGCUGGACCCUGCGGACAAGGGUUUCCUGACAGCGCCUUCAUCGUUGCUGAACAGGCACAACGCUGGAAGGUUUCCGACUGCGCACGCCAAGUGCGCGUGACGAAUAAUAAUAACGGGAAAAGUGUGGUCGCUAUUGUCGAGGACAGGUGCCCCGGAUGCCAGGGCAACGCGAACUCGCUCGACUUGUCCGUCGGCGCGUUCACCGCCAUUGCGGAUGAGUCUGAGGGAAUCGUUCCAAUUACUUGGGAGUACAUUUGA